UCGGAAGUUAGGGUUGCUAGGAGGCUCGGGCGCGUGGGCUAGUCGGCGUCAUGGCUGAAGUCCCGGAGGACUACAAUUCCGACCCCGAGGAAAAUGAAGACCUGGGGUCCGAGAGACCGCAACUGCCUGGGCUUCUUAAAAGAACCGAAAAUGCGGAACCAGACGUCAGGGCAGAGGCAGACCCGGAGCCACGUGAAGAGAUGGACCAAGAGCCACAGCCAGGGACGGAGGAGGAGAACUUCAAAGACCUGGCGCCUGAGAGUACUAAGACUACAGACCCACACCAAAACCCAACCCUGACGCCCGAGGAAGAGAUGCCCAAGGAGUCAGAGACGGAUCGCUCUAGCGAGACUGAGACUGGGAUCCCCGAAGAGGUAAUGCUGGAGACAUCCCGAGGGAUGGUAGAGGAGUUUUUCAAGGAUUUGGUGGACCGUAUGGAUGAAAAGCAGGAGGAGCCAGACCCAGAGCCACCGGAGGAGGCCACGCCAGAUGUUACAGAGGAUGUAUUCAUAGAGUCAGCAAAGGAAAUAGAUCUAGAGCUACCAAAGGAAACUGAGUCUGAGGUUCCAUGGGCCACAGUCAGUGAGACAGGGUUAGAGUUAGUAGAGGAAACCAAACCAGGGGUUACAGAGGAAAUACAGACAGAACAAAAUGAAGAGUCAAGUCUGGAACCUCCAGAGGAGACCCAACCUGAAUUUCCAAGUGAGAAACCAAGAAAAUCGAUUGAAGAGGCAGUUCUGCAGCCACAAAAGGCGACCACAUCAGAGUUUCCAGAGCAGACACAAACAGAGUCACCUGAGGAGGAAAGGACAGAGCCAUCUGAGCAGACCAUACUAGAGUUUACAGAAGAGAAAGCAAGAAAGUCGACUCAGGAGGCAGGUCUAGAGUCUCCAGAAGAUACUAAGUCAGGGGUUUCAGAGGAGACAGGAAGAAAACCAACUGAGGAAGAAGGGACUGAGCAGAUUGAACAGGAGUUUCCAGACCAGAUACCUAGUGACUAUACUGAGGAGACGCGAACAAAGUCAACUGAAGGAAAAGUGCCCGAGCUACCAGAAGAGAUCAAAUCAGAGUUUCCUGAGGAAAACUCAGAAAAACCAAUUGAAGAAAUGGGUCUAGAGUUAUUAGGAGAGAUCAAAUCAGAAAUUCAAGAGGAGAUACAAAGAAAGUCAACUGUGGAGAAAGUUCUAGAACCACGAGAAGAUACUGAACCAACAGUUCAAAAAGAUACGCAGAGAGAAUCAGCUAAGGAGACAGGACUAGCACCACUACAGGAGUCCAAAUCAGAGGACACACUAAGACAGUCAACUGAAGAGAAAGAUCUGGAACCACCAGAACAGACUGUACCAGAGUUUGCAGAGGAAGAACCAAAGACACAGAGUAAAUCAACUGAGGACACAGGUCAGGUGCUACCACAGAAGACCAAACCAGAAGUUCAAGAGAAGACACCAACACAGCCAACUGAGGAUAAAGAUUUAGGGUUACCAGAUAAAGCCAAAUCACUACAUAGACAAGAGACAUAUAAAGAAUUUGCCAAGGAAGAUAGGUCAAAACCCAUCAAAUUUAAGUAUUUCUUAGAGAAAGAUGAGCUAGAGGAUUCUGACAAUGAAGAAACAUCAUUAGUAAAAGAAACUAAAAGAGUUAUGAAAGACUCUAUGUUAGAGUCUCUAGAGGUAAGAGACAUAAUCUCAGUAAAUACAGAUUAUACGUUUUCAAAAGAAUCCCCGGAACUGUAUGAGCUUACUGAUACCAGUAAUGACUUACAUCCCUCAGAGUCUCAGAGGGAUUUAAGAGAGUCCCUAGAGUUGAAGAAACUGGUACAUGAAGAUCAAGGAACCCAGUCAAAAGAAAGGAUUGAGCUACAAUUUGAGUGUCUUAAAUGGAGCCCAGAAAAAGUUGCAGAGUGGAUUAGCGAGUUAGGCUUCCCUCAAUACAAGGAGUGUUUUACCACAAACUUCAUCAGUGGCCGAAAACUCAUCCAUGUAAACUGCUCAAACCUCCCUCAGAUGGGGAUAACAGAUUUUGAGGACAUGAAGGUCAUUUCUCGGCACACGCGGGAGCUCCUGGGAAUCCAAGAACCUUUGUUUAAUCGCUCCAUCAGUCUUCCCUACAGGGACAAUAUCGGCUUAUUUUUAGAGCGGAAAGGGCACACUGGGGCAAAAUCUGAUUCCUUGACGUUAUCAGAAUUUGUGCAAACAGCAGGACUACAAGAGUAUGAGCCGAGAUAACUGCCCCUCACUUGAAUGCGGCAUUAUAUUCUGAGCCAUAAGGAAAGGCCACUUCACUUAGACUGCAAGACCAAGCUAACUUCCUUGGGGGAAGAAGUGUGGUCUUACCGGGUUUUCUUUUUCUCCUCUUCCUUAGGAGUUGGAGGUAGAACUCUGGGCUCUAUUCCUGGUUCUACAGCCAACUCCCAGUACCUUCCCUUUAUUUGUAUUUUCGUUUAGACUCACGUUAAAACAAAGAUAGCAAUAUUUCUCUUCCUGGGUACCUGUAAGAAUUCCCUGGUAAAAUCUAGUAAUGCAUCUGGUAGCAGGAACAUGUUGGGUCCCCUGCCGCCCCGACAGUCCUCUCCACAAAUGCAGAAAAGGAAACAGCUUUAUCAGUGAAUCCACACUCGGUCAGACUGUGACGCCCGUCACAGGGGAGCUGCAUCCCAGACGGCCCGGAUGAGGCGACCCCACCCUCUCGCACAGCUGGGAGACGCAGCCCCACACACGAGGUUUACUGUCGCAGUCCAGGGCGGAGACUUCUCUGUCUCUGCCCCAGAUGGGAAGUGGCUCCUCGGGGCCAGGCGCUCAGGCUGGGCUCCCAUGGACUCGGGGAGACCC
Messenger RNA from Phyllostomus hastatus (greater spear-nosed bat), 2828 nucleotides. RefSeq names its product sterile alpha motif domain containing 15 (gene SAMD15). The coding region runs from base 51 to 2225 and encodes 724 amino acids. The transcript is spliced from 3 exons. NCBI's taxonomy places the organism in Eukaryota, Metazoa, Chordata, Mammalia, Chiroptera, Phyllostomidae. Gene Ontology annotation, molecular function: protein binding. The record is from RefSeq and is a predicted model, not a curated record.